This is a messenger RNA of Elephantulus edwardii (Cape elephant shrew), 2961 nucleotides long. It is a transcript of the gene TMPRSS15, whose product is annotated as transmembrane protease, serine 15. The transcript is spliced from 27 exons. The record is from RefSeq and is a predicted model, not a curated record. NCBI's taxonomy places the organism in Eukaryota, Metazoa, Chordata, Mammalia, Macroscelidea, Macroscelididae. Bases 1 to 2961 code for a protein of 986 amino acids. Gene Ontology annotation, biological process: proteolysis. Gene Ontology annotation, cellular component: membrane. Gene Ontology annotation, molecular function: protein binding; serine-type endopeptidase activity.
AUGAAUUCAAAAAGAAGUGUAUACUCAAAGUGCUGUUCUCUCAGCUCCUACGAAGUUGUGUUUACAGCGCUCUGUUCCAUAUUGGUAGUACUUUGUGCUGGAUUAAUUGUGGUGUCCUGGCUGGCAAUCAAUGGAUCUGAACCAGGUAUAGUUUUUGAAGAAAGUCAUGAAGCCAGAGGGACAUUUAAAAUAACAUCUGGAGCUUCUUAUAAUCCUAAUUUGCAAGAUAAACUCUCAGUGGAUUUCAAAGUUCUUGCAUUUGACCUUCAGCAAAUGAUAGAUGACAUUUUUCAAUCAAGCAAUCUGAAGAAUACAUACAGAAACUGCAGAAUUUUAAAAUUUGAAAAUGGUAGCAUUGAAGUCAUAUUUGACCUUUUCUUUGCCCAGUGGGUGUCAGAUGAAAAUGUUAAAGAAGAACUGAUUCAAGGCAUUGAAGCAAAUAAAUCCAGCCAACUCGUCACUUUCCAUAUUGAUUUGAACAGCAUCAAUAUCACAGCACCUUUGAAGCAUUUCUCCACAGUAAGCCCUACAACAAUUUCAGAGAAACUGAGUACUUCACAUCCUCCUGAGUCGCCCAAAAAUAUCUCAUUAGACUGCCAACCAGGUUCAAGGCCUUGUGUUGAUGGUUUAAAGUGCAUAGAAAUUGAUUUAUUUUGUGAUGGAGAAUUAAACUGUCCAGAUGGCUCAGAUGAAGGCAAUGAAAUUUGUGCCACUGUUUGUGACGGAAGUUUUUUGUUAACUGGAUCAUCUGGAUCUUUCCAGGCUGCCCAUUAUCCAAAGUCUUCCAAAUCCAGAGCUGUUUGUCAAUGGAUUAUACGUGUAAACCAAGGACUUGCCAUUGAACUCAGCUUUGGUUACUUCAACACAUAUUAUACUGAUAUAUUAGAUAUUUAUGAAGGCAUAGGAUCAAACAAGAUAUUAAGAGCUUCUCUUUGGGAAACCAAUCCUGGUACAAUAAGGAUUUUUUCCAACCAGGUUACUGCCACCUUUGUUAUACAAUCUGAUGAAACUGAAUUCAUUGGGUUUAAUGCAACAUAUACUGCAUUUAACAGUAGCCAUCUUAACAACUAUGAAAAAAUUAAUUGUGAUUUUGAAGAUGGUUUUUGUUUCUGGACCCAAGAUCUAAAUGAUGAUAAUGAAUGGGAAAGAAUUCAAGGAUAUAGCUUUCCUCCCAAUUCUGGACCAAACUUUGACCACACUUUUGGAAAUACUUCAGGAUUUUACAUUUCUACUCCAACUGGACCAGGAGGGAGAAGGGAAAGAGUGAGACUUUUAAGUCUCCCUUUGGUCCUCACAUUGGAGCCAGCCUGCCUUAGUUUCUGGUAUUAUAUGUAUGGUGAAAAUGUUUAUAAAUUAAGCAUUAAUAUCAGCACUGACCAAGAUAUGGAGAAGACAGUUUUCCAAAAAGAAGGAAACUAUGGAGAAAACUGGAAUUAUGGACAAGUUACAUUAAAUGAAACAGUGGAAUUUAAGAUUGCUUUCGAUGCUUUUAAAAACAAUAUUCUGAGUGAUAUAGCACUGGAUGACAUUGGCCUAACUAAUGGGAUUUGCAAUGUGAGUCUUUAUCCAGAACCAACUUUGGUCCCAACUCCUCCACCAGAACUUCCAACGGACUGUGGAGGGCCUUUUGAACUGUGGGAGCCAAAUACAACAUUCAGUUCUAUGAACUUUCCAAACAACUACCCUAAUUUAGCUUUCUGUAUUUGGAAUUUAAAUGCCGAAAGUGGAAAGAAUAUACAAAUUCAUUUUCAAGAAUUUGACUUACAAAAUAUUAAAGAUGUGGUUGAAAUCCGAGAUGGUAGAGAAGAUGAAUCUUUGCUUUUAGAUCCCUGCAAGGAAGACGAUUUUCAGUGUGGAACUGGAGAGUGUAUUCCGUUCCUGAAUCUCUGUGAUGGUCACCCACACUGUAAGGACAACUCAGAUGAAGCACACUGUGUUCGUCUUUUCAAUGGCACAAGGAACGAGGGCUUGGUGCAGUUCAGAAUCCAGAGCAUCUGGCAUGAAGCUUGUGCUGAGAACUGGACCACCCAGAUUUCAAAUGAUAUCUGUCUGUCGCUAGGACUAGGGACUGAGAACUCCUCCAUGCCAUUCUUAUCUACUAGAGGUGGACCAUUUGUGACAGUGAACAAGGCACUUAAUGGCAGCUUAAUACUUACACCUACAAAAAUGUGUUUACAGAACUCAUUGAUUCAAUUGCAAUGCAACCCUAAAACAUGUGGACAAAAAAUGGUGGUUCAAAAAGUCAGCCCAAAGAUUGUUGGUGGAAACAACGCAGAAGAAGGAGCCUGGCCUUGGCUGGUAGCUCUGUAUCAUAAUGACAGACUACUCUGUGGUGCUUCUCUCAUCAGCAACGAUUGGUUGGUGUCUGCUGCACAUUGUGUGUAUGGGAGGAAUUUAGAUCCCUCUGAGUGGAAGGCAAUCCUGGGCCUGCAUACAACAUCAAAUCUGACUUCUCCUCAAGUGGUAACUCGGCUGAUAGACCAAAUUGUCAUAAAUCCACAUUACAAUAAACGAAGAAAAGACAAUGACAUUGUCAUGAUGCAUCUUGAAGUUAAAGUGAAUUACACAGAUUAUAUACAACCUAUUUGCUUACCAGAAGAAAAUCAAGUCUUUCGUCCAGGAAGAAACUGUUUUAUUGCUGGCUGGGGGAGAGUUAUUUAUGAAGGUCCUACUGCAAGCAUAUUGCAAGAAGCUGUUGUUCCUCUUGUAUCAAAUGACAGAUGCCAACAACAAAUGCUAGAAUAUAACAUAACAGAAAACAUGAUAUGUGCUGGUUAUGAAGAAGGAGGAAUCGAUUCCUGUCAGGGAGAUUCAGGAGGACCAUUAAUGUGCCAGGAAAACAACAGGUGGUUCCUGGCUGGAGUGACAUCAUUUGGACGCGAGUGUGCAAGGCCUAAUCGCCCAGGGGUGUAUGCCCGGGUCUCAAAGUUCACAGGAUGGAUACAAAGCUUUUUGCAUUAG